Molecule: messenger RNA, 807 nt
Organism: Lasiodiplodia theobromae
Lineage: Eukaryota; Fungi; Ascomycota; Dothideomycetes; Botryosphaeriales; Botryosphaeriaceae
Exons: 3
Coding region: 1-807 (268 amino acids)
Source: RefSeq, a predicted model, not a curated record
AUGAAGUACUCCGCUGUUGCUCUUCUCUCCGUCGUCGCUCUGGCAGCGGCUUCGCCUGUCAAGUCUGGCUCUGCCAACACCAACACGCUCGCCAACAGCGCGAAGCAGGCUGCUCGCAGCGUUACCGGCGCCUUCAAGCGCGAGGCACUGUUCGGCUUUGGCCGUGACGAUGACCGCCGUGACGAUGACCGCCGCGAACGGGACCGGGACGAUGAUGAUGAUGAUGACAAUGACCAGAAUGCCAUCAUAAUCAUCCUUGGCCUCGACAACAACGAUGACGACAAGAAGAAGCAGGAGGAUGCCCUGAAGAUCGCCCAGCUCCAGCUCGUCAAAGCGGCCCGCCUCGACGCCGCGGCCCUCGACUCGGCCAAGAAGGCGGAGGAGUUCGCGCUGGCCGCGCAGGCCGCCAAGAUCAAGGCCGCCCAGGCGCAGGCCUACGCGAAGGGCGAGGACGGCGUCAAGGCCGGCGAAGACGCGAAGCAGCAGCUCGGCGACGCGCAGCAGGCGGCCUCGCAGGCUUGCCAGGCCGCGGCUGCGGGCGGGCAGGAUGACAGCCAGAAGGGCGAGGACCAGCAGGCCGCCGACGAGCAGGCCGCCGCUGACCAGGCCGCUGCCGAACAGGCCGCCGCCGAACAAGCCGCUGCCGAGCAGGGCGCUGCUGCGACUCCGGCCGCCGACGCGGCGGCUGCGCAGGGAACUGGCGAUGCGGCGGCUGCCGCUGAGGCUGCGCAGAACGGCACGACGGGUGGCGUCUCGGAGGCUCAGAAGCGCGCUGCCGUCCGCCGCUCCUUCAACGUCUGGGGCUAG